This is a messenger RNA of Eruca vesicaria subsp. sativa (arugula), 246 nucleotides long. NCBI's taxonomy places the organism in Eukaryota, Viridiplantae, Streptophyta, Magnoliopsida, Brassicales, Brassicaceae. The record is from the annotation of a GenBank genome assembly.
AUGGUUUCACGAACGAAAGGGACGACGACGAUGGAAGUUGGCGCCGAUGACGUUGCCGUCAUAACUCUCAUCAGUCCUCCCGUCAAUUCGCUAUCAUUUGACGUGUUAUACCUCAAGAGUAAUUACGAGGAAGUCUUGAGCAGGAACUAUUUCAAGGAUUUGAACGGCGAGCCAUGCAGUGCGUUAGAUAUCAACAACUCUAAUAUGUUAAGUGGCAUACCGAAUUUAGCUUUAACUCCAACAUGA